Messenger RNA from Antechinus flavipes (yellow-footed antechinus), 2877 nucleotides. RefSeq names its product procathepsin L-like. The transcript is spliced from 6 exons. Gene Ontology annotation, biological process: immune response. The coding region runs from base 1746 to 2672 and encodes 308 amino acids. Gene Ontology annotation, molecular function: cysteine-type endopeptidase activity. Gene Ontology annotation, cellular component: lysosome. The record is from RefSeq and is a predicted model, not a curated record. Lineage: Eukaryota; Metazoa; Chordata; Mammalia; Dasyuromorphia; Dasyuridae.
UGUACUACUUUGCUAAUGAACACAAAUAGAAGGGUUAUUGGGUUUUAUUUUUUAAAUAUCCGAUAAAAAUGAAAUAAUACAAUACUAGGGGCAAUAGAAUCGAUUGAAUAUACUGGAGAUAAGAGCAAACUGGUCGCUUUAGAAUGAUUUUGGCUGCUAUGUGAAGAUUGACAGAAUGGAGGAAGACUUGGGGCAGGGAGAUCUAUUGGAAGGCUAUACUGCAAAAGUUCAUUGGAGAAGCGAUUGGGGAACUAGGUUGUUAUGGAGAUAAAUGAGAAAAAUGCUUUGGCUACUGUUUGAAUAUGUGGAGUGAGGAGAAGUUGAAGGUGAUAACUGAGAUUAAGAACUUUGGAAGGGUGGUGGGUAUCCUUGACAAUAAUAACAUACUAUUGUAUGCUAUACUAGCACAUGGAAAAGGGAUGGAUGGGUUGGAGAAGAAAAAUAAUGUAAUAAAAUCUGCAUACACAGUUGCCUUACCUGUGGAACUCACUGAAAAAGAGAUGGGAGUUUUACUAGUCACUACUCCAGCUACAAUUCCCUCUUUUAUUUUCACAGUGGCUGCUGCUUGGUAGUAGUUUUAUUACAGCUACCUUUAGUUAGGGGAGAUUGGGAAUAUGAGGGAGAAAGCUAAGUAGAUUAUUGUGUAUGAGACAGGUUUCCUAGGUUGACUGUCAGGGAGAGGGAUGUGGUCUAAUCUCAGCCUCUUGAGUAGUUAACAAAAAUGAUAAUUUAAAAAAAAAGUAGCAUAUUAAGGUUUGCAAAGAACCUUACUCAUUUUAUCCUUACCACAACCUUGUGAGAUAGGUAGUGUUAUUAUCCCUAUUUUCCAGGCUCAGAAACUGAGGCUAAGAAUUUGCCUGUAGUCCACAGCUGGAAUUCCAAUAGGAUGUUGUUCCACGUCUUAAACCUAACAUAAUUCAUUCUGCUAUCUAAUUACCUCUAACCUACUAUGGUCAGACCUUGGCUUCCAUUUGGGAUUCACUGUCCUAAAAUUUUAAGUUUUAAAAACAGUUACCGCUUUUGAACUUGGUAUCAGCUUUUAUUAUUUGUACCAUUAAUGUUGGCAGUUGUGGUUUUGUAUGUAUGUCUAAACUAACUGAAAAAUUCUAGAUCAGCAUUAUCUCUUGUAUUUGCCCUCACUCUACCCCAUCUCACAUAAUGUGCUUAACAUAUAAAUACAUAUUGUAUGAAUAUUUGGUGAAAUGAAUUUUAUUUUUCCACUAGGAAAAUUGUAUUUAUUUCUCAAAGAAACAAGACUUUGGGUUUUUGGUUUGGGUUGGUCUUUUUUUUUUUUUUUAAUUAGACACAAUUUGUAUCUUUCUUCUUUUUUUCCCCUUCAAGAUUUGAAGCAUGAAUUUCUACCUGUGUUUACUUUCCCUAUACUUGGGAAUAGUAGCUGCUGUUCCACAACUUGACUGGAUUUUAGAUGCUCAGUGGUACCAAUGGAAAGCACAGCAUAAAAAGGUUUAUGAAGAGGUAACUUUUAAACUACUCCUUUGCCCUCCCUCAACUUUAUUGGGCACAUGUCCAAGGUGCACUAGUAAAAUGGCCUUUUCCCAGAAGCCAACUAUUGCCCAGAUGAGAGCCAAAUUUGCCCAAGAUAGCCACUUUACCCCAAGGGUAGGAAUGCCCAUAGCAUCAGAACUUAAAAACCCUUCUGAGAUGGCAAUAUUUGAAUAUGAUCACCAUCCCAACUGUGUGCUGACUUCUUUACUGACAGUGAGGAUAGUUGAAUUUGUAACAAUAUGAGCAGAAUCUUAUUGAACCUUAAUUUUUGUAUUUGCUUCCAGAAUGACGAAGAUUGGAGGAGAGCAACAUGGGAGAAGAAUUUGAGAAUGAUUGAAAUGCACAAUCUGGAAUACAGUGCUGGCAAACACAGUUUCCAGAUGGAAAUGAACAAGUUUGGUGAUAUGACCAAUGAAGAAUUCAGACAAGUGAUGAAUAGCUUUUCAACAAACAGAGUUCAAAGGAGCACUAAAGGAAAACUGUUUCGUGAACCUCCCUUGGUAGAGAUCCCUAAAUCUGUAGACUGGAGAGACAAAGGCUAUGUAACUCCUGUUAAGAAUCAGGGUAUGUGUGGUUCUUGUUGGGCAUUUAGUGCAACUGGUGCCAUUGAAGGCCAGUGGUUCCGUAAAACAGGAGAACUUGUUUCACUUAGUGAACAGAAUUUGGUUGACUGCUCUGACUCUCAAGGCAAUGAAGGCUGUUAUGGUGGCUGGAUGGAUAAUGCCUUUAAAUAUGUGGAGGAAAAUGGAGGAAUUGAAACGGAAGAAUCCUAUCCCUAUACUGCAGUGAAUGGUAUCUGUCAGUAUAACCCACAAUAUUCUGGUGCUAAUGUCACUGGAUAUGUGGACAUCCCAAGGGGGGCGGAACGGGCUCUCGCAAAGGCCGUGGCAACUGUGGGUCCAGUCUCUGUUGCUAUUGAUGCAUCACAUCAAUCCUUCCAAUUCUAUAAAUCUGGUGUCUAUUAUGAACCAGACUGCAGUAGUAAACAACUAGAUCAUGGCGUGCUGGCUGUGGGCUAUGGUGUUGAGAGAAAAAACGGCAAGAAAUACUGGAUUGUCAAGAACAGCUGGGGUGAGGACUGGGGAAAUCAGGGAUACAUUUUAAUGGCCAAGGACCGCGACAACCACUGUGGAAUAGCAACAGUAGCCAGCUAUCCUGAAGUGUAAGGUGAUUGAAGGAGGAUUGCUUCACAGAGGGAUAUGAUCUCACAUGUAUCAUUGAAUAUAAAACACUUGAAUCCCCCAGGAUUCAAGUUACAAUUUAAUUUUUUGGUGAUAUUUUUAUAUUUGUGAAAUGUAAAUACUACUUUGUUAUAAGUAGCUUAUAAUAUUGCUUAAUUCAAAGACUUAAUAAAUUUUCAUUUUAUAAUUA